AUGGACAAACCACAGGAAACCAGCAAGCCAAAGCCGGCCCCAAGCCCUCGACUCCCUCCAGGCCUUCACACAUCCAGCGGUCCACCGCCAAACGCCCGCAAAGACGGCCCCAUCUACGCCUCGUCCCAACCAUCCACUCCCCAGGGCCCAUACCAGCCCCGCACACCUGAGAAGCCCUUCUCCAUACAGUCCCAACUCCCACCGCUCUCUACCGAUGAUAAAGACGAUGCUACCGGACCCCAGACACCUCGUACCGGUCGAGCCAACCGCUCUAUACACGCUGGCUCCCAAUCGCAAAAUGCGACGCAUACCACAGCACGCUCCUCCAAGCCUCUAACUCCUGUACAGGCACAACCAGAUGACAACACAGAAAUGGCCAACACCGGCGACCAACAAGAAGGGCACCCCAGAAGCGCCUCCUCCAAUGAGGACCUGUACCUCGACGACAGACAGGUUGUCACACUCGAUGAAGCCAUCGCCACCAUGCCCAUCCCAGAUGUCGGCCUUCCACCCGUAUGCCUAAGUGACCCCAACUACCUACACCACAGACAGCUCCGAGAACAGCUUCUCAACUGGGAAGUUCUCCCAGACUACGUUGUCUUUGCCGUCUGCUUCUGCGCUACCUUAUGGACUGAUGAAGAACAGACAGUCUUUCUUCUCAAGCAGACACUCCACGACCUUGGGUUCACCGUCGCUUGUGUUGCUGCCCCAUGCGCAGAUGGUCACUGUCGCACCGAUGGCCUGUUCCUAUACGCUAUCUACAACCUGUCCCAGCAGGACCACGACACCCUCUUGGACCGCUUCUGCUGGUCCAUGGCCCCAUGCACCUUUUUCUGCUGGCCAUCCACACCCCAGCCGCUCCCCACACACAUCGGCCAAUUCCGGGGCUUCAGCACCUAUGAAGAAAGUGCUAUCCGCAGGGUUUUCAUCGCGGAAUUUUCACGUGGUAGGCUCGCACAACUGCUGGCCUACCUGUUGUCAACGCACCCCCAUUAUGCCGACAUGAAGCGAGAACAGGCUAUCGGAUGCCUGCUCCUGACCAUUCGAGUCACAAUACUUCAGAUGUCGGACCCUGGAGGACACACAUCCUGGCCACUCGUCAAUUUCUACAUUGACCCCCCAACGCUGGACAACUGA
Molecule: messenger RNA, 1137 nt
Organism: Phanerochaete carnosa HHB-10118-sp
Lineage: Eukaryota; Fungi; Basidiomycota; Agaricomycetes; Polyporales; Phanerochaetaceae
Exons: 2
Coding region: 1-1137 (378 amino acids)
Source: RefSeq, a predicted model, not a curated record